AUGAAGCAGGUGUUGGCGCGAGCAGCGGUGGAUCUACCCCCAGAGGCAGCAACGGCGUCGUUCCAUGCCAUCACCCUGCCGGAGCACUUCGAACUCGAGGAGCUGCUCGCCCUGCCCGAUGGGGUCUUUGAGCUGCAACCCGGGGCGGUGGACAAGAGUCUCACCACGCGCGAGCAGAUCACGCUGCCGGAGCCGCCGCCUCCUGUCGAUGAUGGCUACGCGUUUGGCUCGCAGUACCGCCUGGAUGAGCAAUUCGCGGUGGUGGAGGAGGGUGCGGUGAUGCGGCUGGUGGAGGAGGGCGAGGAGGACGGCGAGCCAUGGCUGCCCCGUGACGUGGCACACAAAGAGAGAGAGGGACGAGGGGCGGGGAAGGAGGGAGCGGAUGAGGGGAGGGAGGCGGAGGAGGUGGCAGAGGAGCGGGCGAGAGGGGGAGCAGGGGAGGGGGUGGCGGAGGAGGAAAGGGGCGUGGGGGCCGGUGGGUAUGAGCCUGAAGCGGGGCUGGAGGGAUAUGAGCCUGAGGAAGGACUGAUGGAGCCCAUGGAUCUAGACAUGGGGUUUGGCGCGGGGAUGGAGAUGGGUGGAGAGGGGCGAGGAGCGGUGGGGGAGGAGGCAGUGGAGGCGACGCAGCCGGUGGAGGCGGCACAGGAGGAGGGUGAGAAGCAGGAGGCGGAAGCAGCAGGGGCGGCAGGGGAAAGAGGGGAAGCAGCAGCGGGACGGGAAGCAGGAGAAGCAGGGGCAGCAGGGGCAGGAGAAGAAGCCGCGGUGGGGGCAGAGGAAGGAGCAGAGGGAGGGGCAGGGGCAGAGGCAGGGGCAGAAGGAGGGGCAGGGGAAGAAGGCGAGGAGGUACCGGAGGUGGAGGUGAGGCGAGCAGAAGCCGUGCCUGCUGACCAUGAGGCGCGCAGCCUAGAGGCUGCUGAAGCUGCUGCUGCCGCGGCCGCUGCUGGUGCUGCAGGAAAGGGGUCUGUGCCGGGCACACCAUGGGCUGAUGUGGCGGAGGAGAGGGAGGGGGAGGCGAGGAGAGGGGAAGGGGAGGCAGGGGAGGCGGGGCGCAUGGGGUUCGCCACGCCCUCUGUGGGCAUCCCAGCCAUCCCCACCCCAGAUUUUGCCCUCGCACCCACGCCCACCCCCACACCUGCACCCGCACCCGCACAUGAGGACCAGGCCGGGCCUGAACACCACGCUGCAGUUGCCGAGCCUGCUGAGGCUCCCGAGCCUGCAGACGAGGCUCGGGCUGGGCUGCCCCCGAGGCCGCCGAGGCGAGGGCAGGCGAAGAGGAAGCGAGGGGCUGCAGCAGCGGGGGAUGGUGUGGGGACAGUCUUGGACUCGCUCACUGUGCUUCCCUCUGACACCAUCCGCCAGCAGCUCAUCUCCCCGGACGACCUCGUGAGGAAGCGCCGCAGGGCCCCGCACACACCCGUCCAGCUGGCAGCGCUGCAUUGGUCCGUGGCAGGCGUGGAGGGAUUGCAUGAGCCGGCUGUAGCGCAGGCUGUAGCACCGGCUGUAGCGGGCGUGACAGAUGGAGUGGCGGCAGAUGGAAUGGCUUAUGCGUUUGCAGCAGAUGGGUUCGCACAUGGUAUGGCAGCAGCUGUAGCAGGGGCGGGAGAUGGGGGAGUGUCCGCUACAGCUGCUGCUGCUGCUGCUGCUCGAGAUGGCGGUGCUGUUGCAGAGGUGGAGGAAGGGGUGGAAGGGGAAAGGCUGGCAACACGUGGGGAGGGAGUGACUGAUGAGAUUCGCGAGGCUGGUCAGGAGACUCCUGCAGAGCCUGCUGCAGCUCAUGCUACAGGCGCCGCUGCUACAGACGCCACUGCUACACGCACUCCUGCUCAGGUUUCUCCUGAUGAAGGGGAGGGGGCGGGUUGGGUGAUGCGCCCUCACACCACCCCGGACAGUGCUGCUGCUGGGCUGGAGGGUAUGCCUGCCGUGCCCCCCACGCCCUUCACCCCCGGCUCUCCUCCCGCUCCUCUCUCCCCCGUCGCUCCUCCCUCUCCUGCUGCAAGUGGCGAGGGAGUGGCAGCAGGCGCAGAGGCAGAGGCAGAGGCAGCAAGUGGUGCAGAAACAGCAGCAGGAGGCGCAGAGGCAGGCGCAGAGGCAGGCGCAGAGGCAGCGCCUGAGCCCUUCCCUGCUGCUGGCGUCACACCGUCCACAGAGCCCUACUUCCCCCCAAUGGAUGCUGCUGGGCUCAUGGAAGCACCGGAGGAGGAGGGGGCAUCGGAGGAGGAACUAGAGGGAAGCGGAGGCGAGGCAGUGGCAGAGGAUAGAGGGAGGGAGGCGGCAGCAGCAGAGGGGAGGGGGAGAGAGGCCACUCUAGCCGCGUCUGUGCUUUUCUGUGGUUCACAUUUAACAUGGUGGGUGUCUGCCGCUGUGGUAUUUCCUUCCCUCCUUCCCUCUUUCCCUCCUUCCCUUCUUCCCCUCUUCUCCCGGAUUCUGUGUGUGCAGCUGCAUGUGUCAGAAGAGAGUUUCUACUUCCUCAGAGAUGGAGGCGACAAAGAGGUGGACGAGUGGGACCCGAUGGGAUCAGGCAAGCGCAAGGCAGCAGCAGCAGAGGGACCCACAGAUGACUUUUCCAGCUGGAGCUGGCGCACCAGAGGAGCCGCCAAGUUUCUGCAGCACUCGUUGACUGCUCUGGCGGAGCAGCAGGCACUGGCGGGCGAUGGAAGGGGAGCAGCAGCAGCAGGAGGAGCAGUGGGGACGGAGGAAUCGGCGGGGGUUGAUUCGGCGCGAUCGCAGCCGUCCGUGUGGCUGCUGGCGGUGGUGAAGGGACGGCCGAGACGAGAGGCUGCUCGGAUGUUCUUUGAGACCCUCGUGCUGAAGACGAGGGACUUCAUUCAAGUGCAGCAGACAGAGCCGUAUGGCGACAUCAGCAUCACAGCGCAGGAUCCCCUCAUGCAAGCCGCCCUCUGA
This is a messenger RNA of Closterium sp. Naga37s-1, 2901 nucleotides long. The record is from the annotation of a GenBank genome assembly. Lineage: Eukaryota; Viridiplantae; Streptophyta; Zygnematophyceae; Desmidiales; Closteriaceae.